Molecule: messenger RNA, 660 nt
Organism: Rotaria sp. Silwood1
Lineage: Eukaryota; Metazoa; Rotifera; Eurotatoria; Philodinida; Philodinidae
Source: the annotation of a GenBank genome assembly
AUGAGAAAUACCAUAUGUAUUGAAUGUAAAGAACCAUGGGAUGGAGAAAUGCAUAUUAGUUUAUAUUGUUCAUUAGAAUUUACAUGCAAAAAAUGCAAAAAUACAAUACAAAUUAAUACAUCUAAGGUGAUUCCACAUACCAAACAUCGUGAUAUUAAUCUGCGUGUUCAGUUAGGUGCACAUUUGGCAGGGAUUGGUCGUACUGGUAUAGCUAAAGUAUUUGGUGCUAUGAAUAUAGCUCCACCAGAAAAGGAAGACAAUUAUGAAGAAAUUGAUAAAGGAUUUUUAUUACCAUGUAUAAAAAAAUUUCAAAAUAAAUCAAUGCAAGCUGCUAUUUAUGAAGCUGUUGACGAGAAUGAUGGUGAUCCAACAACCUUGACAGUUAGUGGAGAUGGAACGUGGCAAAAGCGUGGCUUUAAAAGUAUUCAUGGAGUGGCUGCUGUUUUAUCAUGCAGCACAACACCAAAAGUACUCGAUGUUCAACGUUUAUCAAAAAAAUGUUUGAUAUGCACUGGUGCAUUGAGUGUGAAAAAUAAAGAUCUAGAUUUAUAUAACGAAAUUAUUCAUAAUCAUGACUGUGAAUCAAAUUAUGAUGGUUCAUCUGGUAAAAAUGAUGAUAAAGUUCAAGUUUUAUUAUGCAAAAUUGAUCAAGGAAUAUAA